AUGUUGGGUAAAGCGGGAAAGCGAAAGUUUGACGAGCAUGAAGAUGGGCUGGAAAGCAAAGUGGUGUCGCCGACAGAUGGGCCUUCGAAGGUAUCCUACACCUUACAGCGCCAGACUAUCUUCAACAUUUCCCUUAUGAAACUCUACAAUCACAGGCCCUUGACAGAGCCAAGAUUGCAGAAAACAGUUUUAAUUAAUAACAUGUUGAGAAGGAUACAAGAGGAGCUGAAACAAGAAGGCAGUCUGAGGCCUGUGUUUAUAGGCACUUCACAGUCUUCAGAUCCUCUUGACACGUAUCAGGAGGCACAGCCUGCUUUCAGCCAUCUUGCCUCCCAGCCUACCCUACAACCCACUGACUUAAUAAACACUACACCACUAGAGUCUUGCCUCACCCCGGCCUCUCUGCUUGAGGAGGACACGUUUUGCACUUCCCAAACAGUCCAGCAGAAUAGUCCUAGCAGCAAGCACCCACCACCUUCACAGCUGCCUCCUGUCCAGCCAGUUAAAGACAGUUUCUCCUCAGCCUUGGAUGAAAUUGAGGAGCUAUGUCCAACAUCUACCUCCACAGAGGCAAUGGCAGCAGCAAACCUAAAGGAUGGAACUGUCACAGCAGGAACACUUAAGUCCGAGGGAACACAAGAGAACAGAACAAGUGAGCCAAAACUAAUGGAUUCCCUUCCUGGGAAUUUUGAAUUAACAACCUCCACGGGCUUUCUCACAGACCUGACCUUAGAUGACAUCCUUUUUUCUGACAUUGACACGUCCAUGUACGAUUUUGACCCUUGCACAUCAAAUGCUGGAGCAGCCUCUAAGAUGGCACCAGAUGAACUCCUCAAAACAUUGUCUCCGUAUAGUAGCCAACCGGUAACCCCUAAUCAGCCUUUUAAGAUGGACCUCACAGAACUAGACCAUAUAAUGGAGGUUUUGGUUGGAUCCUAAGAGAACAUGUCAUUGACUCUACAUAAUCCUCAUCCCUCCCCCACAGAUUCACAGCACUGUGCAUGCAUAUUCUUGCCUUUUUUGAAAAACAAAAAGGAUCUUGUUUAAAUAUUGCAUUAUGCUGUAACGGAGUGCCUUCUGUAUGACUGCUUUGGAGAUACUUUAUAAGUCGUUCUCCAUGGCCAAUCGUACUACAGUCCACUGAAGAUUUCAUACAAACUACCGGGUGUCAACUUAGACACCAGUUUGAGUUGUACAUGUAUAAGCACAAGAAUUGUGUUGGGGAACGCUGUAAAUUGCAUGUGCAUAACUGUCUAUUUUUUCAAUAAGUUUUAUUGCAAGAGGUAAAUUUUAUUACUUAAGUAAUCAGAGCCCCUUUUUUUUUUUGACAUUUUAGCCCAUUUUAG
This is a messenger RNA of Nanorana parkeri, 1346 nucleotides long. RefSeq names its product SERTA domain containing 2 (gene SERTAD2). The transcript has a single exon. The record is from RefSeq and is a predicted model, not a curated record. Bases 1 to 939 code for a protein of 312 amino acids. Gene Ontology annotation, cellular component: nucleus. Gene Ontology annotation, molecular function: transcription regulator activity. Lineage: Eukaryota; Metazoa; Chordata; Amphibia; Anura; Dicroglossidae.